AUGGAAGACGACGGUGCGGAGGCGUUCGAGGCGUCUUUCUUUCCGACCAGCGACUGGGUUGUUCGCAGGCUGCAGCAAAAGCACGACCCCACCGUCGCCGAGCGCGUGCUCAACAUCUACUUGUGGGGCAGCCGGGUGUACGGAUGUGCCACGCCCACGUCGGACUGGGACUGCCUUGUUGUCACCCGCUACAACACGCCGCACGACUUGACGCUCAUCGCCAGUGACAAGAACAAGCUGCUGCGCGGCAAGCAGCCUGCCCAGCCUGAAGCCGAGGCCGGCGAGGGCCUACCGACCACAACGCGAUCGGGCAAGAAGAGCAUCUCGGAGAUCGAAGCUUCUCUCUUUCCGAUCUACCAGGACGACUACAUCAAUGCCACCUUCAUCCCCAUCGAGGAGUGGACCUUCUUGAUCAGGGAGCACCGGCACAUGGCGCUUGAGGCCGUCUACGCGCCGGCCAAGUUCAAGCUGCUCGAGAAGCAGCCGGUCCACAUCGUCCUCGACCCCGACAUACUUCGAAGGCAUGACAACGCCCCCAACGCACACACGACCCGACACACACAUUCUCACUCAAGUAAUAAGCUGCUGGUGCCCGGUGGAUUUACGGAGUACAACUACUACCGGGCGCGGAAGGAGAUCGUGCACUCCUUCCGCUAUCUGCUCUUCGCCAUCCAGCUGGUGAAGACCGGCCGGAUCGACGACUACGCAGCCGCCAACCACCACCUGGCCGACAUUCUAAGGGAAAAGCAGGAAAACGAGGAAAAGCAAAUGAGAAAUUCGGACCAACUCGCGUCCGGUGCCGGCGACGGGGAAGAGGCCGAGCUCGAGCUCGUCGAGCGACCCGACGUGGCAGCGGGCAAGAGGUGGCGCGGGGCCAGGCGCAACGACGAGAACACCGAAGAGGCCAAGCGGUGGGCCGCGGUCAUGGCCCGAUUCAAGCCCGUGUUCGAGCAGCUGCGGCAGGAGCUCAAAGACCUGCGCGACUUCGCGCGGCUCUACAGCCGAUGCGAGACCGAGAAGGUGCUCUUCACGUCGCUCAAGGAUCGACGGCGGGACAUGACGACGUCGGUCACCACGGCCACGGCCACCUUCACCACCGACGACGAAGGCGAGCAGACUGGACGCGUCGAUGAGAGCCCGCUUGCCACCGUUCGAUUUCUGAAGCACUUCAAAGGUCUCGCCCCUGAUGAUGAGUACUCCCGAGCCAUUGAAGCACUCGAGGAGGACCACCACGUGGUGUCCUGUAGACAUUCAACGCACCCCAAUCUCCUGCUGCUCACCACAGACACCUAUUCAAUUGGUUCGUGGGCCGACGCUUCAGAUAUCAGUCUGGAGUGCAAGGGGCUGAUCGUUGAUACACAGCGCAACUUCGCGGUUGUGGCCUAUCCGUUCGGUCGAUUGGUGGAUCUUCCGCCGUUCCGCGAGGCCACCCCGCAAUCAUCGGCGCGAGAAGAGGCCCAGAGAACCCUUGCGGGAUGUUGGCAGCGAGCAGACGAGGCGCCGCCUGUACACGUGACCGAGUGCCUCGAUGGACUCACAGCCGAUGAACCAGACAUGCCAUCAACAAAUGUGACGUGGAAGGAGGAAGACCUCAACAGACCAUUUCACCAACUGUUUUGGAAUGUCUGGCGCCAGAGCAACUACCAACUGCCCCAAGACGAAGAGUACUGCUACACGUUCCAGCUGCUGUCGUGCGAACACCGACACCUGGUCCGUCCGCCGUACGACGACCGGGGCGCUCUCUUCCUCAUCGCCGCCCGGCACCUGCCGACGUUGCACGAAGAAGAUCCGCGAACGUGCGCGGAAAAGAAUGGCUGGGUCAGUGUUCCCCGAUUCGACGAAUUCAAGAGCGUGGAUGAUGUGAUAGCCUCGGCCGAGGCGCUCGACCCGUUCGUGCGCAAGGGCUACGUCGUGGUCGACACCUCCGACCCUGCGCAUACGUGUCCGUGCACCUCGGCACAAACUUUUGCGACCAUCGGACCACUCAACCUGCGGGCCGACAUGGACGCCCAGCACAUGGCGGAACUGCUGCGCUACAACAAGGCGGGCGAGUUCGUGGCGUACUACCCGCAGUGGAACGCCUGGGACGAGCUGAGGCGGACGCCGGACCAGAGGACGUUCGCGGCGGUGUCCAAGAAGCACGGCGGGACCGGCCACGACUUCAUCUUCUUCAAGAUGCGCAAGGAGGGCAUACACGUCUACGCCUCCAUCCGCCAAUUCCUGGCGCUCACCGACGACUCUGUCAUCACCAAGCUCCUCUUCUUCUGGAGCAAGCGACCAACAACACCCCCAACAAUAAGUGGUUGA
Molecule: messenger RNA, 2307 nt
Organism: Acanthamoeba castellanii str. Neff
Lineage: Eukaryota; Discosea; Longamoebia; Acanthamoebidae
Exons: 15
Coding region: 1-2307 (768 amino acids)
Source: RefSeq, a predicted model, not a curated record